CUAUUAUUUUGCUAGGACUCCAGUACGAUCGUCGUCGGCUGUCGCAAAGCUGUUUGCACUCCGACCUUUCCCUAGACGAGUUCCCUCUACCCAACGACUACUUGUGCGUCCCUUCCGGUGGAAGAGACAGCCAAUCCUACCUAGCACAACCUCCGGUCAUUCGUCCCGAACCAUAGCCAUGGCAAACAAGACCUUCAAGCUCAACACCGGCCAGGACAUUCCCGCCAUUGGGUUGGGAACAUGGCAAUCCGAGCCGGGCAAGGUUCGCGAGGCGGUGGUGCACGCGCUAAAGGCCGGGUACCGGCUGAUCGAUUGCGCGUACUGCUACGGCAACGAGCAGGAGGUCGGGCAGGGUCUGGCCGAGGCGUUCGCGGCGGGCAUCGUCAAGCGCGAGGAGGUCUUUGUGGUGACCAAGGUGUGGGCGACCUACACGACUCGGUGCGCGCUGGGGUUGCAGAAGAGCCUGGAGAACCUCGGGCUCGAGUAUGUGGACUUGUUCCUGGUGCAUUGGCCGCUCUUGAUGAACCCUGAGGGCAACGACGACCGCUUCCCCAAGCUUCCCAACGGCGAGCGCGACAUCAUCCGCUCCCACAACCACGUCGACACAUGGAAGCAGAUGGAGGCCUUGCUGGCGACCGGCAAGACCAAGGCCAUCGGCGUGUCCAACUAUAGCAAACGCUACCUCGAGCAACUCCUCCCCCACGCCACCGUCGUCCCCGCCGUCAACCAGAUCGAGAACCACCCAGCGCUGCCCCAGCAGGAGAUUGUCGAUCUCUGCAAGGAAAAGGGCAUCCACAUCAUGGCGUACAGCCCGCUGGGCAGCACGGGCAGCCCGCUCUUCACGGCCGAACCCGUGGUCAAGAUCGCCGAGAAGCGCGGUGUCAAGCCGUCGACCGUCCUGUUGAGCUACCACAUCCCCCGUGGCAGCACCGUCCUGGCCAAAUCGGUCACUCGCGAGCGGAUCGAGGAGAACCUCAAGCUGAUUGACCUGGAUGCCGAUGAUAUGAAGUUGCUGAAUGACUGGUCGGACAAGCUGACCAGGGAAGGCCAGCUGAUGCGGUUCGUGUACCCGCCGUUUGGCGUGGACUUUGGGUUCCCAGACAAGUCAUAGACAGGGCUGGGUUCUUGUUAUGUGCGAAAUCGGGUUGAUAGACGAGAAAUAGACGUCGUUUUUGUCUGCAAU
Thermothelomyces thermophilus ATCC 42464 is the source of this 1183-nucleotide messenger RNA. Its product is annotated as Aldo/keto reductase-like protein. NCBI's taxonomy places the organism in Eukaryota, Fungi, Ascomycota, Sordariomycetes, Sordariales, Chaetomiaceae. Gene Ontology annotation, cellular component: cytosol. Gene Ontology annotation, molecular function: aldose reductase (NADPH) activity. The record is from RefSeq and is a predicted model, not a curated record. The transcript is spliced from 5 exons. The coding region runs from base 179 to 1111 and encodes 310 amino acids.